AUGGGUCCGCUAAGGAGCAACAGCCGUUGCGCGCCCGCCGUCCUCGCGCUCGUUACAAUCACGUUCGCGACGCUCGCCGCGUCGCCGGCAUUCGCGGGGAAGAUCAGGCAGGUGUUCGCGUUCGGCGAUCAGGCGUUCGACACGGGCAUGAGCCGCUUCUUCAGCCAGUCCGUCUGGAAGGCCACUGCGCCGCCUUACGGCCAAGAUUGGGGCAAGAUAUCGGGCCGCUUCAGCAACGGCCGUCUCGUCCUUGACUUUAUCACGUUCCGCCUGGGUCUGCCGAGCCUCUUCGCGUACCACCGUAAGCCGCUCGUGUCGAAGCAGGGAACGAGCUUCGCGACUGCCGCGGCUGGCGCGCGAAACUGGGUGUACGCGGGGAAGACACGCAGCCUGCAGACCCAGAUAGCGUACAUGCAGGAGUACAAGGACAAGCGCCAGAACAACCCGCAAGUGAUGCUGGACCAAUCGCUGAUUAUGAUUAGCGCGGGAACCAACGACUACGUGUUGGCGCUUCUCGGGCAGUCGGGCGGGCAGAGCGUGGAGCAGGUGUUGUCUGCUACGACAGGGGCGAUAAUCAAAGCAGUGCAGGACCUCAACGCCAUGACCAAGACCACCAAGAUCGUGGUGUUCGACGUACCCCCCCUCGGGUGCAUCCCAGCCGUCCGUUACUUCAAGAAGACCCCCGCGGGGCAGUGUGAUGCGGCAGCGAAUAAGUUAGCCGACCAGCACAACACGGGGGUGCGGGUGAAGCUGGAUAAGCUGAGGCAGCAGGGGGUCACCAAUUUGAUACUCUUCAAACAGAGCACCGUGUAUCGAGUCAAGGGCACCACUGCAGGUGGUUUCAUUGACCAGACGUCAGUUUGCUGCGAAGGUAAAACACCCAGCGGAAAGCUGAUAGCAUGCGGGCAGACGGUGAAAGAGGGCGGCAAGAGCUACAGUGCAACGGCUUGCAAGGACCCGACCAAGUACGUGUGGUGGGACUGGUACAAUCCCACAGAGGCAUUUAAUGAAGUGCUGUCGGGUAUUUUGUGGCACAGCAACAGUGUUUCGUAUGUGUCUCCGUUCGGACUGAAGGCUAUCGUUGACAAGUAG
Molecule: messenger RNA, 1092 nt
Organism: Closterium sp. NIES-65
Lineage: Eukaryota; Viridiplantae; Streptophyta; Zygnematophyceae; Desmidiales; Closteriaceae
Source: the annotation of a GenBank genome assembly